AGAAAAUAAAGCUUGAAGAUAGUUUUGACAGUAUUCUAAUAUACAAUGUUUCGUUUGCAGCAAAGAAAUAUAAGUUGGUCUUCUCCGUAUUUCAUCUAUUUAUUCCUUUAUUCGAACAAAAUAGAAUCUCAGAAGAUCUGAUUUUGUCAAAUGGAUGUCGGCAUGUUCAAUAACAUUAAUACCGGAGGCCAGCAGAGAAAAUCAUCAUUAGCAUUGACUUUAGACAGUGCAGAAAAUCAAGACAAGUCUAAUGAUGAUGGAAAAAAGAAGAUGAUGCACAGAGAAAUUGAAAAGAAGCGAAGGCAAGAAAUGGCCGCCCUUUAUGCAUCACUUAGAUCCGUACUCCCUCUCCAAUAUAUCAAGGGAAAGCGUUCGUUGGCGGAACAUAUGAACGAAGCUGUAAAUUAUAUCAAACACCUACAAACGAGGAUCAAACUACUUGGCAGCCGAAGAGAUGAGCUAAUGAUCGGGAUGUCUUCGUUGCCCAGUUUGAGUGCUAGCUCAUCAACUUCUUCAACAAGUCCUCGAGUUGCAGUGCACCCUUGCUUUGGUGGCGUUGAGAUUGUGAUAAGUAGGGGUGGCUCUGUGGAGCAAGGUUUGGUCCUAUCAAGAUUGCUAAAACUACUGCUUGGACAAGGGCUUACUGUAAUCAGCUGUGCUACCACCCAAGUUAACGAAAGGCUUGUCUCCACCAUCCAAUCUGAGGUUAGCGAUCCGGCUUGGGGAGACUUUUCUGGGUUGCAGCAGAUUCUGACUGAAUCAUUGACUAGAUUUUCUAAUUAAGUAACA
Messenger RNA from Prunus mume (Japanese apricot), 789 nucleotides. Its product is annotated as transcription factor bHLH118-like. NCBI's taxonomy places the organism in Eukaryota, Viridiplantae, Streptophyta, Magnoliopsida, Rosales, Rosaceae. Gene Ontology annotation, cellular component: RNA polymerase II transcription regulator complex. Gene Ontology annotation, molecular function: DNA-binding transcription factor activity, RNA polymerase II-specific; RNA polymerase II transcription regulatory region sequence-specific DNA binding; protein dimerization activity. Gene Ontology annotation, biological process: regulation of transcription by RNA polymerase II. The record is from RefSeq and is a predicted model, not a curated record.